AUGCCUUCUGCAGCAGGCAAUCCAGAACUACCAACAGCAGUUAAUAUAACUUGGUCUUCAAUCAAUUUUAAAACUAUACUUCAGUGGCAACCAAAACCAUCAGGUUACUUCUAUACAGUAGAAAUACACGGACAGACAUCCAACACCAAAAAAAAAUGCAUACUGACAGCAGAUACAGAGUGUGAUGUUACUGAUGUGCUCAGGGAUGUAAGAGAGACCUAUACAGCACACAUACUGUCUGUAACAUCCUCAGGGAUGGAUAACUUUGAAGAACCACCUUUUGCAGUCUCUGAAAAAUUUACACCUUACAAUCAGACUGUUCUUGGAAAACCGGAGAUACAGAAUUACACACAAAAGGGUUCCGAACUGAAUGUUGUGUUCCAAGAUCCACUUACACCAUAUACAUUUCCUAAUGGGAGCUUUCAAAGUAUUCGAGAUAUUUUCCAACAUGACCUGGAAUACAAGCUCUAUUACUGGAAAGAUCAAAGUUCUGGAAAGAAAGAUACAACAACAAAAAGCCAUAAAUUUGAAGUAGGUGUUGACAACACAAAGAACUAUUGCUUCUACAUACAGGGAAUCAUUCCCUCCCGCAGAGAAAACCGUAAUGGUCAAGAAAGCAUGGUGGUUUGUACCAGUAUAGAAAGAGGUACUUUAGAUGAAUACGGAGCAGAAGUCUUUAUCAUCAUAGCAGUGAUAGCAAUCGCGGUCAUCACUCUUGCUGUUGUCCUGUCAGUGAUCCUGUGUAAACGCAAGAAAGCAAAAGCUGCUAGAGAAAAGGAACCUCUUAAUGGUGUCUGA
Molecule: messenger RNA, 798 nt
Organism: Tauraco erythrolophus (red-crested turaco)
Lineage: Eukaryota; Metazoa; Chordata; Aves; Musophagiformes; Musophagidae
Source: RefSeq, a predicted model, not a curated record